CCACAGUAGCGGGUCACACACUCUCAUUCAACAUGAAGGUCUUGAUUGUUCUCGCCCUCGUCGCCGCCGCCAGCUGCGCCCCCGCCAAGGAGGCCGAGCGCGAGAAGCGCAACCUGAUCGGCUCCUACCCCCUGGGCUACAGCACCGGCUUCAACAAUUUCGGGGUCUCUGCCGGCCCCCUGGUCUCCAACCAGGUGCAGCAACAGGACACCGUCGAGUCCCAGCACGUCCAGACCUCCAACCUCAAGUCCACCUCCACUAAGUCCCUCCUCCAGCCCACCUACCAGGCCAUCCAGCCCGCCAUCCAGGCCUACCAGACCUACCAGCCCGCCGUCCAGACCUACCAGACCUACCAGCCCUCAGUCCAGGCCUACCAGCCCGCUAGCUACGUCAGCUACCAGCAACCCGCCUACUACUCAUCCGCUGCCCAGGUCCUGCCCGUGCAGUCCUCCUACUACAACGUGCCCUCCUCCGUGCAGUACGUGAGCCAGCCCUCCCUCUACAACAGCGUCUACCAGCCCUCCUACUCCGCCCUGCCCUCCUACUCCGUCUCUUCCCCCGUCGUCUCCUCCGGCGUCGUCUCCUCUGGCGUCGUCGGCACCGACCCUUGGUGCUAAGCAGCUCCUCGACAAACUCCCACCAAAUCUAGUGCCAUUGUAGUUACCACAUUAUGCAA
Molecule: messenger RNA, 676 nt
Organism: Aricia agestis (brown argus)
Lineage: Eukaryota; Metazoa; Arthropoda; Insecta; Lepidoptera; Lycaenidae
Exons: 3
Coding region: 33-617 (194 amino acids)
Source: RefSeq, a predicted model, not a curated record